AUGAAAAUCCAAAUUUUGAUCAAAAACCUUGAAGGAGUCAUUGGCGCUGUUGAGUGUGAGGAUGCAGAGACAAUUGAGGUUCUGAAGGAAAGAAUUAGCCGCAGCCAAGGUGUCCAAAUAAGCCAAUUCACCCUCUUUUUCGGAGGUAGACCUUUGGACCUUAAAACUACUAUAAGCGCAAAUAGAAUCGUAAAAGACAGCACUAUUGCCAUGAAAAAAGUAGAAACUGAAGAAGAGAGCAAUGGGUUCAGCUAUUCAAAAACAUGGCCAAGAGGAAUCCUUGGUGCACUUAAGAGUUUCAAUAAGGCUUCAGAUCCUAAUGAAAUUUGGGAGAGAGUCGGUCUAGAAUUAACAAGAUUAGUCAUCGGCAACCACUCUUUUAAGUGAAACUUGGACAAGAUGUGUGUUAGCUAUAUGGGGAUUAACAAAGAGAUGGAUGACCUUGAUGAGCAGUGGCAUAUGGAUACAUCAUAUUUUGGCGUAGAGCAAAGAAAAAGUGUAUUCGACAUCUUCAAAUGGAAUUACAUCUUUCUUGAGGAAAGAGGUGAAACUGAAGAAGGCUUAGGCAAGAAGUAUGAUGAUACAGAACUUUCUAGAAGUUAUGAACUAAUUCUUAGAGAUUAUAGAAGCCCUAAAACUUUUGUUGUGCUAGAUAAAAACCCGUCACUAAAGCUUAAUGAUGAUUCAAACGACAACUUUGUAUUUGAUACGUUGUCGUGGGAUAAAGUAGAAAAAGGUAGAACACAACAGUUAUCAAAAAAUCAGCAAACGCUAAGAAUGAAAAAAUCAACAAAAGAUAUGUCAGGUAGAGUUGAACUAAAUGAGGAUAUCGAGAGAUACAAAAAUCAAGCUCUCAACUUAAAAAAUGGCUAUUUUAACGAUGUUCUGGAUUUUGGGCGAGGCUUAAAAGAGAGAACUAAAGUUAUCAAAUCAUUGAAAAUCAAAGGAGAGUUUGCAUUCAAGCCUUUUUUCACAAAGCUGCAUAAAGAUUACAUUAACCAGAUUGAUCAUAACCUCGAUCUCUUUAAGGGCAUAUUCGACGGUUUUAAAAUGUGCGCAGGCAUUAACUGCCUAAAACUCAAGCUAUCACAUAGUAAUGAAUCUGAGCAGGCUGAAAAUGUUCUAAAAAUGUUACAAGAAAUUGCAGUAAAUGACAACUUAAAGUACAAUUUAAAGUACCUCGACCUUUCAAAAACCUUGAUUUCCACAGAAAUUUUAAAUGCACUGCUCACCGUUAUCAGAGAUUCCACUAUUGAGCACUUGGCGUUAAAUAACUGCAUUUUUGAAAACAAUGGACUAGAUAUAUUAUCCAAUUCGUUUUCAGAGAGCGCAAUUGUGUCAAUAGAGCUAAGAAAUAACAAUAUUGACGAUGAGUUCCUAAAGAAAUUGCUUCAUAAAUUCGAGAAUUGCAGGUACUUAAAACGACUUGAUAUUUCACAUAAUCCAAUUGGGGCCAAAUGUGAAGAAAGUAUAAAAAAUUUGAUAAGAAAAACUGGAAUUACCUCGCUUAAUAUCAGCCACACUCACAUUGUGCAGAAAGAACUUAAUGCAAUUUUAAAUUGUGCUGGCUGUUCACAGCUCGAAUAUAUCUGCAUUGAGGGCAACAGUAAAAAAGAUAUUCUUCAAAAUUACAGCACUUUGGGGAAAAUCCUAUGCUGCGAUUUCUGUAGAUUUUGGCCUAAAUUAGGCGAUUCAGGAUGUUGUCUUGCUAUUCAAAACUGUUUCGCAAUCAAAGCACAUCAGCGUGUUGAAGCAGAUGGUGAUCAGGAGCAAAAAUCAAGAGAUAUCAAUAAGAAAGCAGAAAAUGUCCAAAAGAAAAGGCAGCUCGACAGGAACUUGGACCAGUUAUUAGAAGAAAAGAUAAGGAAAAUGAAAGAAAAGUUAACUAUACAAGCAAAAAUUGGUUCUGAAGAUUAUGAAAGAGAAAAAAAGCGUCUUGAAGAAGAAGAAAGAAAUAAAGAAGAAGAAAAAAAGCAUGAGCUGAGAGUAUCUGAAGUUGGAGCUGCCAAGAUUCAAUCAACGAUCAUUACCACGAGCAAUUCUACUAACAACAAUACAAUGGAUACGAGAAAUAACUUGCAAGAUGUCGCGAGCCCAAAGGCUAUUGAGAAUGCACCCCAAGAGCCUGAGAAAAAAACUGCACCUAUUAAAAGUGACCCAGCUGACAUCAUUGACAAAGUGGAUGGAUUUGUAAAGAAUCUGGAGAAGAUGGAAUAA
Messenger RNA from Blepharisma stoltei, 2217 nucleotides. Lineage: Eukaryota; Ciliophora; Heterotrichea; Heterotrichida; Blepharismidae. The record is from the annotation of a GenBank genome assembly.